Phytomonas sp. Hart1 is the source of this 1542-nucleotide messenger RNA. The record is from the annotation of a GenBank genome assembly. Lineage: Eukaryota; Euglenozoa; Kinetoplastea; Trypanosomatida; Trypanosomatidae.
AUGACGUGUUGUCGGAAGCUGGAUAAGCGCCGCCGGGUGGAGUCGCUCGCGCGGGGGCUGCUCGAGCGGGACCCCCGCAAUCCGGCGCUGUGGGUCGCCCUCGGCGAGGCGACCCGUGAGGCGGCCCACCUCUGGAAGGCCUGGGAGCUCUCCAACCACAAAAGCGCAUCCCCGAUGCGCGCGCUUGCGCGGCUCGCGUUGGAGCGGAAGAACUACAAGGAGGUCGUUCGCUACUUCGACGAAGCCGUUCGGAUUAACCCGGUCUUUGGCGGGGAUUGGUUUACUCUGGGCUACGCCUCGCUGAAGCUCCGGCUCUGGGCGCGCAGUGGCGAGGCCUUCACCCGGGUCUGCCAGAUCGACCCUGAGGAUGCCUUCGCGUGGAAUAAUCUGGCUUCGAUUAUGCUCCAGGAGAAUAAGCCUCGCCUUGCGUUUAAUGCGAUGAGCCAGGCCCUGCGCAAUAACCGCCGGGACUGGCGGAUGUGGUGGAAUUAUUUCCACAUCGGCACCCACCUGAAGGAGGUUUUUGAGACCACCAACACGCUGAACAUCAUCCUGGACAUCGGCAAGCGCCACGUGAUCCUGGACAACGACGUCAUGAAGAUGUUUGUCAGCCACACCAUCGCCUACCUCAAGGGCGAGAUCCAUGGCAGCGGCGCGGCUGAGGCUGGAAACGACGGGGAUGCUAUGCAGGAGGAUGCGGUGCGGUUUAAGAGCGCCGGGGGCGGGAGUUUGGCCUCGAUGCGGUCCGACAUCGCGCAUACCCCGGUGGUUCUGGAAGGCCGCACCCACGGCGAGCCCACGGACGACGACGACGGGGAUGCGGGGGUCGGGGUGGAUUUGGCGCCGCUCGGGAUGGACUCCGCGGACGUCGAGGCGUGGGAUGGGGGCUCGGCCCAGCGGGCGCGGGACGACGACAACGCCGCCGCGCAGGCUGAGAUUCGCAGGCGUCAUGAAAAGCGCGUCCGGGAUCUCUUUGCGCGGCUUCUCGAGAACUUUGUCUCCGAUCCGGAUCUCUACGGCUGCACGGCGCGUCUUUUCCGCUACCUGGAUGGUCCCUCGGCGGGGUACUACUAUCGCGUGAAGGAGCUGCGUGCUUGCCGCCAAAAGCAUCACUGGGAGCGUGACGAUAAAUUGUUUAGGCGCACCGUGAAAAGUUUGGAGGGGAUGGUGGACGACGCGCUGGCGAUGGCGGGGGACCCACGCGACGCGUCGCCGGCUUUGGGUGCUCAAGCGCCUUCCACCAAUCCGGAGCCAGUGGAGUCCGGCAAUUCGAUUAAUCCGUCGUCAGCCGUGGCGGAUGAGUCUUGUAUGGGAGAGACGGCCUCGCGACCGACCGGGGGGGAGCCCUCGGGGACUGCGGAAACCUGGGCUUCGACGCGGAAGUCCGCGAUGGAUACCCUCGAGGAGACUUUACAAAACAUCAGGGUGGUGUUGAGCUCCACGGAGGAAUACAUGGAAUUCACAGAAGGGUUUGCGCAUCUUCGCACGCUAGCCGUUCGUGUAAAGAAUGCCCUUCAGCAAAUGCGACCACCCGGCCUUUGA